Messenger RNA from Musca vetustissima, 459 nucleotides. Its product is annotated as microsomal glutathione S-transferase 1-like. The record is from RefSeq and is a predicted model, not a curated record. NCBI's taxonomy places the organism in Eukaryota, Metazoa, Arthropoda, Insecta, Diptera, Muscidae. The transcript is spliced from 3 exons. The coding region runs from base 1 to 459 and encodes 152 amino acids. Gene Ontology annotation, cellular component: membrane.
AUGGCAAAAAAUGCAACAGAUUUAUUGAAUCUAGACAAUGAUGUGUUCCGGGCUUACAUCUUUUGGUCGGGCAUUUUGGUGUUGAAAAUUUUGGCAAUGGCCAUAUUGACCGGAUUACAACGUUUCCGAACCGGGACUUUUGCCAAUCCCGAAGAUUGCCUAUUCAAGCGAGACAAGGUCACCUAUGACAAUCCCUAUGUGGAACGUGUACGCCGAUCCCAUUUGAAUGACCUGGAGAAUAUUCUACCCUUUUUCAUUGCCGGCCUCCUGUACGUUCUUACCGAUCCAUCGGCAGUGGUGGCAAUCAAUUUAUACCGUGCAAUGGCCGCUGUUCGCAUAAUACACACAUUGGUCUAUGCUGUGGUUGUGGUGCCGCAACCUGCACGCUUUUUAUCGUUCGGUGCAGGUUAUCUGAUCACCGGUUAUAUGGCAUUUAAAAUUUGUAUCGAAUUCCAUUAG